Messenger RNA from Liolophura sinensis, 1692 nucleotides. RefSeq names its product tyrosyl-DNA phosphodiesterase 2-like. Gene Ontology annotation, molecular function: single-stranded DNA binding; protein binding; 5'-tyrosyl-DNA phosphodiesterase activity. Gene Ontology annotation, cellular component: cytoplasm; PML body. The coding region runs from base 131 to 1129 and encodes 332 amino acids. The record is from RefSeq and is a predicted model, not a curated record. Gene Ontology annotation, biological process: double-strand break repair. NCBI's taxonomy places the organism in Eukaryota, Metazoa, Mollusca, Polyplacophora, Chitonida, Chitonidae. The transcript has 8 exons.
CAAUGACGUAAUGUCCGUAAACAUUUCUCGCGGGAAAACCUGUCAACUGGACAAGUAAAGUUCAAGUGUUUGAUACGUGACACUGGAAGUUAUCUGCUGUCAAGAAGAAAUUUAAUCUUUGACCAGGAAGAUGAGUGAUUCUGAUUCUUCUGAUGAUGCGAACAUUCCCAGUCGUGAAAUCUGCGAAGAGCGAUGUCAGAGAUUUGCAGAGAUCACGAGCACAGACACCGCACUGGCCAUGUUUUACCUCCAGGACAGAGACUGGGACCUUGAUAGAUCUGUGAAUGCGUUUUACGAAGACACUGGUGAUACAAGCAAAGAGAAGAAAGAAGAGUCAUCUCCCCUUGAUCCGGAGCCACACCGGAUUCGUCUGAUGAGUUGGAAUAUUGAUGGGCUGGAUUCAAACAACAUCAAGACUAGAACCAAAGCUGUCUGCCAGACGAUUAAAAAGGAGAACCCAGCCGUAGUCUUCUUACAGGAGGUAGUUCCCCAGACGCUGAGCAUCCUGGAGAAGGAGUGCCCAGAAUACCAGGUUCUCCCCGGAGGACAACAAGGUUACUUCACUGCGAUACUCAUCAAAGUGGGCGUGGUCGUACUAGAGGACCAGGAUAUUCAGAUGUUCUACAGCAGUCGAAUGAUGAGGAAUCUCCUGUCCGCAAAGUGCCGUGUGAAGGGAGUCCCCUGCCUGUUGAUAACGUCUCACUUGGAGAGCACACAACAACAUGCUGAGGAGAGGAAGAAACAGCUGAAGAUUGCUCUAGAGGUCAUGAGGUCAGCUGAUGAACAUCGCACAGCCAUAUUUGGAGGUGACCUUAAUUUGAGGGACAAAGAGCUUGCAGAGAUAGGAGGAUUACCAGACGAUGUCCUUGACCUUUGGGAGGUCACUGGAAAACGACCUGAAGCCAAGUUCACCUGGGACAGUCGUCGAAAUGAAAACAUUUCAAUUGACUCUAAAUUCCGUCCCUGCCAUCGUUUUGACAGGCUGUACCUGCGACAUUCCAAACCGAAACCGAAAGUAAAACCUGUGUACUUUGAGCUCAUUGGAAUAGAGAAAAUACCGACAUGUCAGCGUUUCCCGAGUGAUCACUGGGGAUUACUGGCUCACUUUGAUAUCACACAGUUCACUUGAACUGACAUCGCACAUUUUACGCUGAUAUCACAGUUUACCUAAGCUGGUCUUAUGCUGCUUACCUGGACGAGCUUAAAUCAAAUUGUUCUUAAGCUGACGCCACACAGUUUACCUGUCUAAGAUCACACUUUUUGCCUGAGCUUUCAUGCAGCUUAUCUUCAUUAGCUGAAGUGAGAUUGUUCGCGAUCAAGUUGAUUUCAACGCUUACCUGUCAGCCGAUUCCAUGUUGCUUACUUGUAUUAGCUGAUCUGAGAUUUUACGUAAACUGAUAAAACACAUUUUGACACGAGCUGAUAUCAUGCAUUUUCACACAUUGUAAACUCUUCUAACUUCCAAAUUAGAAGACCAUAUUUGUGUGUCUAUCAAACCCAUGAUGGCUGAGGUCUCCCUUGUCUUGGAAGGUACAGAGGAUAGAUGCAGGAAUUAAAGUGUCCAUGACUUAUUUCCAUCAUUUAAGUCAUUGUCUUGCUCACAUCAUUUAAGUCAUUGUCCUGCUCACAUCAUUGAAUGUAGUGCUAACAUUGUAAUUAUUCAAUUCAGUACAUCCAUUGUAUUUUUAUAUU